Cladophialophora carrionii CBS 160.54 is the source of this 957-nucleotide messenger RNA. RefSeq lists its product as uncharacterized. Bases 1 to 957 code for a protein of 318 amino acids. The record is from RefSeq and is a predicted model, not a curated record. NCBI's taxonomy places the organism in Eukaryota, Fungi, Ascomycota, Eurotiomycetes, Chaetothyriales, Herpotrichiellaceae. The transcript has a single exon.
AUGCCAUACCACCAUAUUUCCGACACAAUCCAGAUCAACUACACGAUCCACCAUCCCGCGAGCAGCCCUGCGUCCCCGGCAAGGCCGCCUCCUCGGCCGUGGAUCAUCCUCAUCAACGGCCUCGCCGACCCGCAACAGACCUGGUCGGCUCAAGUCCCCGCCUUCACAAGCGCAGGGUACACGGUGCUCACGUACGACAACCGCGGCGUCGGCCUGUCGUCCCGCCUGUCGCACGACCAUGAAGUCUACACCGCGGCCACCAUGGCGUCGGACUUGCGCCGCUUGGUCACCGCCCUGGCCGUUCCCAAGCCGUACCACGUCCUCGGAGUGAGCAUGGGCGGGAUGAUCGCCCAGACGUACGCACUGACGUACUGUCUUCCGGGCAUGGAUGGCCAAGGCCAAGGCGAAGGCGAAGGCGAGGGCGAGAGCGAGAUCCUAACCCUCACACUGGCGUGCACGUACGCCGCCCCCGGCCCGUUCUGUAGCCGCAUGUUCGCCCUCUGGCGCGACAUGGCCCGGCGGAUGAGUGUCGCGGACGUGAUGCGCGACGUCGGCCUCUGGGCGUUCACGCCUGCUUUCUUCGCCGACGAGAGUAAAAAGGCAGACGUGCAGGCCAUGGAGGCCGAGAUGGCGCAGAUCGACACCGAAAUGGGUCUGCGGAGUUAUCUCGCGCAGUUGAACGUCAUCACCACGUUCGACACGCGAAGUGUGGUCGGGAAGUUAGGGUCCGCAGGUGCGAGAGGGGGCAAAGGCAUGCAGAUACAGGUCGUGGUCCUGGUUGGGGAGAAUGACAUUUUGAUCCCCGUGAGUUUGUCGCGCGAGUUGCAUGCUUUGAUUGAGGGGAGUGUCUUCGUGAGUACGCUGGGUGGACACGCCUGUAUGUGGGAGUUUCCUGAGGCGUUUAACACGGCCUGUUUGGACGUGUGGAGGGGAGGGGGGAAAAGGGGCGUGGUGUGA